GCAGGCCCCUCUCUCGACUUCCGUCUCCUCCGCCGGCGCCACUUUCUGGAAGGUUCGUGGAGGCGGCGGCAGUAGACUGUUAUUCCCCAGCGGGGCAGGAAUCUGCGUCCAUCCGCCCUCCCGAGUCCGCUUACUCGUCGCCAGCUUUGCCAUGCCGGAGAACGUGGCUCCCCGAAGCGGGCCGCCGGCCGCGGGUGCCGCCGGCCGCGGGAAAGGCGCCUACCAGGACCGCGACAAGCCGGCUCAGAUCCGCUUCAGCAACAUUUCUGCGGCCAAAGCGGUUGCCGAUGCCAUUAGAACAAGCCUUGGACCAAAAGGAAUGGAUAAAAUGAUUCAAGAUGGAAAAGGUGAUGUAACCAUUACAAAUGAUGGUGCCACCAUUCUGAAACAAAUGCAAGUAUUACAUCCGGCAGCCAGAAUGCUGGUUGAACUGUCUAAAGCUCAAGACAUAGAAGCAGGAGAUGGCACCACAUCAGUAGUCAUCAUUGCUGGCUCGCUGUUAGAUUCCUGUACCAAGCUUCUUCAGAAAGGGAUUCAUCCAACCAUCAUUUCCGAGUCAUUCCAGAAAGCUUUGGAAAGGGGUAUUGAAAUCCUGACUGACAUGUCUCGACCUGUGAAACUGAGUGACAGAGAAACUUUGUUAAAUAGUGCAACCACUUCAUUGAAUUCAAAGGUUGUCUCUCAGUAUUCAAGUCUACUUUCUCCAAUGAGUGUAAAUGCCGUGAUGAAAGUGAUUGACCCAGCCACAGCUACCAGCGUGGACCUUAGAGAUAUUAAAAUAGUUAAGAAGCUUGGUGCAACAAUUGAUGACUGUGAACUGGUAGAAGGUCUCGUUCUUACCCAGAAAGUGGCAAAUUCUGGCAUAACAAGAGUGGAAAAGGCUAAGAUUGGACUUAUUCAGUUUUGCUUAUCUGCUCCCAAAACAGAUAUGGAUAAUCAGAUAGUAGUAUCUGACUAUGCCCAGAUGGAUCGAGUGCUGAGAGAAGAGAGAGCCUAUAUUUUAAAUUUAGUGAAGCAAAUUAAGAAAGCGGGAUGUAAUGUCCUUCUCAUACAGAAGUCUAUCCUGAGAGAUGCACUUAGUGAUCUUGCAUUACAUUUUCUGAACAAGAUGAAGAUUAUGGUGAUUAAGGAUAUUGAAAGAGAAGACAUUGAAUUCAUCUGUAAGACAAUUGGAACCAAGCCAGUUGCUCAUAUUGACCAGUUCACUGCUGACAUGCUGGGAUCUGCUGAGUUAGCAGAGGAGGUCAAUUUAGAUGGUUCUGGAAAACUGCUCAAGAUUACAGGUUGUGCAAGUCCUAGCAAAACAGUUACAAUUGUUGUUCGUGGUUCUAACAAACUGGUGAUUGAAGAAGCUGAGCGCUCUAUCCAUGAUGCUCUGUGUGUCAUUCGAUGCUUAGUAAAGAAGAGAGCUCUUAUUGCAGGAGGUGGUGCUCCAGAAAUAGAGUUGGCCCUGCGACUGACUGAAUAUUCCCGAACAUUGAGUGGAAUGGAGUCCUACUGUGUUCGUGCUUUUGCAGAUGCUAUGGAAGUCAUCCCAUCUACACUAGCUGAAAAUGCUGGCCUGAAUCCCAUUUCUACAGUAACAGAACUAAGAAACCGACAUGCCCAAGGAGAAAAAACUACAGGCAUUAAUGUCCGAAAGGGUGGUAUUUCCAACAUUUUGGAAGAGAUGGUUGUCCAGCCUCUGUUGGUGUCAGUCAGUGCUCUGACCUUAGCAACUGAAACUGUCCGGAGCAUUCUGAAAAUUGACGAUGUGGUAAAUACUCGAUAAGGCUGGCUGACUGGAAUCACUGCAGCUGACACUACUGUGGCUGAUGUGGAGGAUGACACCUCUGUGUCCUUGACUGGAAUGUUAUUUCUUCUGAAAUUUUGGCCAUUGUCUUCCAGUCAGCAUUUGUUUGAAACUGUACUGAAACAAUUUAAUGAAAAUAUUAAAUACUUGGUUUCAAAAGGCA
This is a messenger RNA of Nannospalax galili (Upper Galilee mountains blind mole rat), 1955 nucleotides long. RefSeq names its product chaperonin containing TCP1 subunit 4 (gene Cct4). NCBI's taxonomy places the organism in Eukaryota, Metazoa, Chordata, Mammalia, Rodentia, Spalacidae. Bases 152 to 1771 code for a protein of 539 amino acids. Gene Ontology annotation, cellular component: chaperonin-containing T-complex. The transcript is spliced from 14 exons. Gene Ontology annotation, biological process: protein folding. The record is from RefSeq and is a predicted model, not a curated record. Gene Ontology annotation, molecular function: ATP-dependent protein folding chaperone; ATP hydrolysis activity; ATP binding.